AUGUACAUGAAUAGGGGCAAUGGGAUUGGCAAAGGUUCUCGUCCUGGUUGCAGCCAUCGGACCUCCUCCGUAUCUUCGCGAUUCUCCCUCCUCAAACAUGGGCUGGACACGAUAGGCUGUUUUGGGACUGGCCAUCUAACGAUCCGCUCCGCAUACACCUCUUUGACUCUAGUUGUUCUCGCGAUAGAGAGGCUCUUGACGAACGAUGAACGACAUAGGCGCCACCUAGUGGAUAGUCCGCUAUGCGAGCUCGGUAGAUCUCACCCGGAAUCGAUACUUAACGUGCUACGAGACUCCGAUGUUCUGUGCCAAUUUUGGAAGAAGUUGGUGCCUCGCUCUAGUUGGGGAGUGUUUUUUGGCAUGGAACUGGAUAAGUGGUUGGAAACAAAUUUGUCUAAUCAACUGAAUAUCCUAGAUGAGAGCUGGGAUUUCACGUUUGGCGUCAACCUGUGGCGUCUUUGGCACCGCCGGAAUAACUUCAUUUUUAAUGGUACCGCCCCCUUGGUUGACGGGGCAAUGGGAUUGGCAAAGGUUCUCGUUCUGGUUGCAGCCAUCGGACCUCCCCCGUAUCUCCGCGAUUCUCCCCCCUCAAACGGGGGCUGGACACGAUAG
This is a messenger RNA of Striga hermonthica, 612 nucleotides long. Lineage: Eukaryota; Viridiplantae; Streptophyta; Magnoliopsida; Lamiales; Orobanchaceae. The record is from the annotation of a GenBank genome assembly.